Molecule: messenger RNA, 1002 nt
Organism: Colletotrichum orchidophilum
Lineage: Eukaryota; Fungi; Ascomycota; Sordariomycetes; Glomerellales; Glomerellaceae
Product: succinate-CoA ligase
Exons: 5
Coding region: 1-1002 (333 amino acids)
Biological process (GO): tricarboxylic acid cycle
Cellular component (GO): succinate-CoA ligase complex (ADP-forming); mitochondrion
Molecular function (GO): succinate-CoA ligase (ADP-forming) activity; succinate-CoA ligase (GDP-forming) activity
Source: RefSeq, a predicted model, not a curated record
AUGCAGUCCCUGAGACAGAUGCGGCCGGCAGGCAAGCUCCUGAACCAAGCCGCGAAGCGUGCAUACAGCGCCUCUGCAGCUGGCCCUUACACCAAGACCAUCGACAACCUGCGCAUCAACUCCGAGACCAAGGUGCUUUUCCAGGGCUUCACUGGCAAGCAGGGAACCUUCCACGCGCAACAGGCCAUCGACUACGGCACCAAGGUCGUCGGUGGAACGAACCCCAAGAAGGCCGGCCAGGAGCACCUCGGUCUCCCCGUCUUCGGUAACGUCAGCGAGGCCGUCAAGGAGACUGGCGCCGAUGCCACCGCCAUCUUCGUCCCCCCCCCUCUGGCCGCCGCCGGUAUCGAGGAGGCCAUUGCCGCCGAGAUCCCCCUCGUCGUCUGCAUUACUGAGGGUAUCCCCCAGCAUGACAUGGUCCGCAUCACCAACAUGCUGAAGACGCAAUCCAAGACCCGCCUCGUCGGCCCCAACUGCCCCGGCAUUAUCGCCCCGGGCCAGUGCAAGAUCGGCAUUAUGCCCGGCUUCAUCCACAAGCGCGGCCGCAUCGGCAUUGUCUCCCGCUCCGGCACCCUCACCUACGAGGCCGUCAACCAAACCACCCAAGCCGGCCUCGGCCAGUCCCUCGUCGUCGGCAUCGGCGGUGACCCCUUCAGCGGCACCAACUUCAUCGACUGCCUCAACGUCUUCCUCAAGGACGAGGAGACGGACGGCAUCAUCAUGAUUGGCGAGAUUGGCGGUUCCGCUGAGGAGGACGCCGCCGACUUCCUCCGCGCCAACAACACCGUCAACGGCGGCAAGCCUGUCGUCUCCUUCAUUGCCGGUAUCUCCGCGCCCCCCGGCCGCCGCAUGGGUCACGCCGGUGCCAUUGUCUCCGGUGGCAAGGGCGGUGCCGACUCCAAGAUCUCCGCCCUCAAGGCCGCCGGCGUCAUCGUCGAGCCCUCUCCCGCCGGUCUCGGCAAAGCCCUCUACGACGAGUUCGUCCGCCGCGACCUCUUGUAA